AUGGCGGGACCAGUCCGGCUGCCCAUCAACCUCGAUGCGCUGCAAGGAUAUCUGGAGACCUCCGUGCCAGAAAUCAAGACUCCCUUAAGCAUCAAACAAUUUGGGGACGGUCAAUCGAAUCCAACAUACCAACUAACCGGCGCCGAUGGAAAUCGAUACGUUCUGAGAAAAAAGCCUCCCGGACCACUAUUAUCGCAAACAGCACACAAUGUCGAGCGUGAAUACCGAGUCCUUCGAGCUCUAGAGAAAACCGACGUCCCCGUCCCCAAGGUGUAUUGCCUCUGCACUGAUCCCUCGAUCAUCGGUACGAUUUUCUACGUCAUGGAGUUUUUGGAUGGCAGAAUCUUCAUCCAGCAGUCUCUGCCAGGUGUCAGUCCAUCGGAAAGGACAAGCAUGUGGCGGUCAGCCGUGGAAACGCUUGCCAGGAUUCAUCGUGUCGAUUACAAAGGGUUAGGCCUGGGAAGCCUCGAAAAGCCCGACAAAUUUUAUGUCCGCCAGAUCCGAACCUUCAAAUCACUUUCGAUACAACAAGCACAGGCAACAGACAAGGAAACUGGUGCUCCCGUCGCCAAAGUUCCUCACUUUAACGAAAUGACCGAGGCAUUUGAGGUUGCUCAAUAUCAACCAGAAGAUCGCAAAACCCUCAUUCACGGUGACUAUAUGAUGCAUAAUCUGUUAUUCCACAAAACGGAACCAUAUGUCAUUGGUGUCCUGGACUGGGAAAUGACUACAGUUGGCCAUCCACUAGCGGACUUGGUGAAUGUGACGGCCCCGUUUGUGUCCGCUACUGCUUCGACUCAUGUCGGCGCGAACAAGGACUCGGCGGCCUUCAAGCCGGGAGCAACACAAGGACUCCCAACCAGAGAGCAAUGCGUUGAAUGGUAUGCUCAGGUGGCAAGAUGGGAUCCUUCAGAGGAUCUCGCAUGGGGAGAUGCGUUCUCAGCCUUCCGGACUGCGGUCGUGAUGCAAGGAAUAGCGGCCAGAUAUGCAUUAAGACAGAAUAGCAGUGUGAGGGCAUCGGAGUUUGACCUUCAGGUAGCACCCAAUUCACACUGGGCGUGGGAGUUGGUGCAGCGCUUCAAAAAGCAGCGAGGGAAGCGCACACUAUCACCCCGAAAGCGUGGCACACCGAGUUCAGGUAGAUUGUAG
Molecule: messenger RNA, 1149 nt
Organism: Cladophialophora psammophila CBS 110553
Lineage: Eukaryota; Fungi; Ascomycota; Eurotiomycetes; Chaetothyriales; Herpotrichiellaceae
Product: aminoglycoside phosphotransferase
Exons: 3
Coding region: 1-1149 (382 amino acids)
Source: RefSeq, a predicted model, not a curated record